Molecule: messenger RNA, 3964 nt
Organism: Manis pentadactyla (Chinese pangolin)
Lineage: Eukaryota; Metazoa; Chordata; Mammalia; Pholidota; Manidae
Gene: ARMC8
Product: armadillo repeat containing 8
Exons: 22
Coding region: 79-2208 (709 amino acids)
Biological process (GO): proteasome-mediated ubiquitin-dependent protein catabolic process
Cellular component (GO): GID complex
Molecular function (GO): protein binding
Source: RefSeq, a predicted model, not a curated record
CAAGUCAGAAAGCCUGAAAGCCCCCAGGUAACUUGGGGUGGGUCUGAGCCCGGAUCUCAGAGGUCCAGACGGCACAGGAUGAGAAUCCCGGAGGUGGGCUGGGGGCCUGAGGCAGUGGUACCCGGGAGCAGGAACACCGCAGCAUCUGACCCAGGGACGGACACUCAGGUGGGGUCUGCAGUCCUGGGCUCUCAGGCUGAAGACCGGGACCACUGGCUGAAUGUGGACCAGGAAGUAACAGCUAGCAGUCGCCACUAUGUUGACAGGCUAUUUGACCCUGAUCCCCAGAAAGUUCUACAAGGUGUCAUAGACAUGAAAAAUGCUGUAAUUGGGAACAACAAGCAGAAAGCCAACCUCAUUGUUUUAGGAGCUGUUCCAAGAUUGUUGUACUUGCUUCAGCAAGAAACCUCAGGCACAGAACUGAAAACUGAAUGUGCAGUGGUAUUGGGAAGUCUUGCUAUGGGUACGGAAAACAACGUCAAGUCUCUAUUAGAUUGCCAUAUUAUCCCUGCCUUACUUCAAGGACUACUGUCCCCAGACCUGAAGUUCAUUGAAGCUUGCCUCCGGUGCCUGCGCACCAUUUUCACCAGUCCAGUCACUCCAGAGGAGCUACUGUAUACAGAUGCCACGGUAAUACCGCACCUCAUGGCGCUGCUUAGCAGGUCCCGCUACACCCAGGAGUACAUCUGUCAGAUCUUCUCGCACUGCUGUAAAGGUCCAGAUCAUCAAACAAUUUUAUUUAACCAUGGUGCAGUUCAGAAUAUUGCUCACCUACUAACCUCAGUAUCUUACAAAGUUCGAAUGCAAGCACUGAAAUGCUUCUCAGUUUUAGCUUUUGAAAACCCCCAGGUAUCGAUGACCCUGGUAAACGUUUUGGUUGAUGGUGAAUUGUUACCACAAAUUUUUGUGAAGAUGCUACAGAGGGAUAAGCCUAUUGAGAUGCAGCUCACAUCAGCAAAAUGUUUAACUUACAUGUGUAGAGCUGGAGCGAUUCGGACAGAUGAUAACUGUAUUGUAUUAAAGACAUUGCCUUGUUUGGUUCGAAUGUGCAGUAAGGAGAGAUUACUAGAGGAGAGAGUGGAAGGAGCUGAGACACUUGCCUAUCUGAUCGAACCAGAUGUCGAGCUACAGAGAAUCGCUAGCAUAACGGAUCACCUCAUUGCCAUGCUUGCUGAUUACUUCAAAUAUCCCAGCUCAGUGAGUGCCAUCACUGAUAUUAAAAGGCUUGAUCAUGACUUAAAACAUGCUCAUGAACUCCGCCAGGCUGCAUUCAAGCUCUAUGCCUCUCUUGGAGCAAAUGAUGAAGACAUCCGGAAGAAGAUCAUUGAGACUGAAAAUAUGAUGGACCGAAUUGUGACUGGCUUGUCUGAGUCUAGUGUCAAGGUGCGGUUAGCUGCCGUCAGAUGUUUGCACAGUUUAUCUAGAUCUGUGCAGCAGCUUCGAACCAGUUUCCAGGAUCAUGCCGUGUGGAAACCUUUAAUGAAGGUUUUACAAAAUGCACCAGAUGAAAUCCUAGUGGUAGCAUCUUCCAUGCUAUGUAAUCUUCUUCUUGAGUUUUCUCCAAGCAAAGAGCCAAUUUUAGAAUCAGGAGCUGUAGAGCUACUUUGUGGAUUAACCCAAAGUGAAAAUCCUGCUUUACGAGUGAAUGGAAUUUGGGCUUUAAUGAAUAUGGCAUUUCAGGCUGAACAAAAAAUAAAAGCAGAUAUUUUACGAAGCUUGAGUACUGAACAGCUAUUCCGGUUAUUAUCAGAUUCAGAUUUGAAUGUGCUGAUGAAGACAUUGGGACUUCUUAGAAAUCUCCUCUCUACUCGGCCUCAUAUAGAUAAAAUAAUGAGUACUCAUGGAAAGCAAAUUAUGCAAGCCGUCACCCUUAUUCUGGAAGGGGAGCAUAACAUUGAGGUCAAAGAGCAGACACUGUGCAUCCUAGCCAACAUAGCUGAUGGGACAACAGCAAAAGAACUUAUUAUGACCAAUGAUGACAUCCUGCAGAAAAUCAAGUAUUACAUGGGUCAUUCACAUGUCAAACUGCAGCUUGCCGCUAUGUUUUGUGUAUCAAACCUCAUAUGGAAUGAAGAGGAAGGUUCACAAGAGCGCCAGGAUAAAUUACGAGACAUGGGCAUCGUAGAUAUUCUACAUAAACUGAGUCAGUCACCAGAUUCAAACCUUUGUGACAAGGCAAAGAUGGCGCUGCAGCAGUACCUGGCGUGACAGGGUGCCCUGGGCACCUGUGAGCCUCCCACAGCCUUGUUAAAGGACGUGCAGGAACUAGCCUCAUUUGAUUCCUUCUAUUUGCACAAGUCACCUUGGACUGCAGGGAGCUGUUUUGCAAAAGCAAUUUGGUAGGCUUAGAUCUCAAAUUCAUCUUGAGAACAUUUUUUGAGGUAGUAAUUUCCUCAGAGGACUAUUGUGUUUUGUUUGUUUUUUUUCUGAGCUACCUGGACUCUUUAUUAGAACAAUCAAUCAUUUUCCUUUGGACCUACAAUUUUUUGCCUAUGCUGCAGCCACUUUGUGAGUGAGAAUGAAUGUGUAUCUGCACACAGGUGUGUGAGUGUGUGCACGUGAGUGAGAAUGAAUGUGUGCGUGUGUGUGAGGGAUACCUGAAAAUUUUCUUUUCUUAUUUUGUGUGAAAAUCUCUUUUCUACAGAUUUUCCAGGGUUUAAGCAUUGCUUGCUGUAUAAAAAAAACUUUACUGAAUUAUAUACAGUUUGAAUGAAAUGUUAUUUUAAGAACAAAACAAUUGUUAAGUGUUCCAUAAAGGUUAUGUUGAAUUUUGGUCAGAUGAAUAUUUGUAAGUAAAAAAUAUAUGCAUUUCUGAACCUCAACUUACAUAGAUUUUCUUUAUAAAAAAAAAAAGAAAAAAAGAAAAAAAAGAAAAAGAAAAGGUUGGCUAUAGUUGGCCUGAGUAACAGGCACAAUAUAUGGUGCUGUGCAAAUAGUAAGCUAGCAUCUUACUGCCAUCAAUAUCAGCAGGUACAGAGCCUCUUUUCGGCGUAAUUAUAAGCUCUCAGGCUUCCAAGUCAGAUGGACAGGGUGGAGUGGAGUGAGGCAACAAGGUCACCAUAGGUUUUUUAAAACAUCAAAUGAAAAUGUAACUACUGAUAGUGAAAGCCCAGCCAUGACUCUGGUGAGUUACACUUAGCAUGAACUGAGCACCAAGACCCUCCCAGCUGCCCUAAAGCCCAUCAGUGGUGUAGCAAUAUCUGGCAGGAUUUAGAACCAGUGAUGGGACCUUGUGCUCAAACUAAAGUAGGUCAUCACUUCCUGGAGACAAAGUCCAGUCACCUUGUGCUUCCUGAAACAGCAUAUAUCACUGUGAAACUAAAGAACGUUCUACAGACCUAUGUGUAGAAAGAAGCAAAGAACAGGAUAGUUUAGAAAGCUGGUUUUCUCUCAGCUUUACUCAGCAAAUGCUAUAAACUAGUCACUCAGGACUGCUAUUCAGUGUGCUUUUAUAAAAUGAGAUGGAAAUUUCAGUAAGAGAUGUGGCUAAGCUCUUUCCUGCAUGGAGCCCAGAGCACUGACAUUUGAGAGAAGGAAAGAGACUCCCCAGGAGGACUGAAGAUGACUUCUGUUUUACAGCGAGUACUGCUUAGCUCUUCCGCAACCCUUAGCUUGGCAUCUGCUCCAACUUCUGGGUCAACUUCAAGGUGAACUCAACAGAGGUUGCUCUUAACUGUUUGAAAGUACAGCCAGCCUGCCUUUUUCCUUUGCUAAAAGAAGUUCAAAGGCACUGUUCCCUGGAAGUGAGGCCUGCGACCCAGAAGCUUGCUGUGAGGGCACGCCACUGACAGGGUCCCGAGCGCACCAGCCACUCCUGAUGGGGCUGCCCACAUCUCAACCACCCGUCACCGACCUGCACCUUCCUUGGAAGAUUUAAAUAUGUUCGAUUGCAAAUGAAUGUUUUUUAAAUGUAUUUAAUGCAAUUUUUCCUGUUUUCAACAUGACCGCCCAAGAUUCAAACACA